CUGGCCUGUCCUUCUGAGACCAGAAAAAUGCAGACUUACUUUUCUGGAAGUGGGAGGGGAAGUGGGUUUUAACAGGGUAAGGAGAAACCACCAAUGGGACCUGUUUCAAUGGUGUUGCUCUUGUCUGCAUGGUCACCUGGGGGGUUGGCUUGUGCCCUGGAGCACGUGCAUCUCUGCCUGAGGAUAACCCAGCCCUAGAAGAGCAGGGAGCCCCCAAAUUCCCAGACUUUGGCACUUGGCUACUUGUAUGUCUUCCUACCUCCAUACUUGGCAAUAAUCUGAGUUAAAUUUUCCUCAGAGGCAAUGAUGUCUCAAUUAUGGAAAAGUCCCUUUCUCCAUCCCAUAUGCCAGAUUUGAGGCAAGAAGUUUUUCUGUGCACCUAAGUACCUGCUGCAUUUCUGCGGGUUACUGUUAGGGAGCUGACCUUCCGAGUGCCAGGGCUCCUCCAGGCUGGGUCCCACCGUCUGUGGUACCCAGCACAUCAGGCAGCUUCCUCCUAAGCCUGACUCCUGCAGGCCUCCCCGGGAGGUCCUGACCCCCACAGCGGACCUCUAAGGCGUUGUUGGCUUUCUAUGUGUAGAAGGCCAAAAGGCGAGUGUCAAGCGCCGAAAGCUAUAGGUCCUACCCCACCAUAUGCGCAGUCAUCGGCAUCCGCAGCGCCCUCAAACCGCCGCAGUAUUGAGUCAUCCUUUGACACUGCCUCGUCCUUGGUGCCACCGCACUCCCGGGAGCAAGAAUAUGCAGACCAUACUUUUCCGGGAGGAGGAAAGUGCUUCUUAACCAGGAAACUGAGAAACUUCCACUGGGAUUUCCUUGAACGGUGCUGCUCGUUUGCAUCUACAUUGGGGGGGGGGGUCGGCUUCCGCCCUAGGGGGUCGCCUGACGAUAACCCAGCUGGGGAAAAGAAACUCCAGUGUGGGCCGAGGUCCGCGGAGCAGAGAGAUGGAGCGCAGCGCGGGCGGCUCCCGGCAGGCGGGCGCAGCAUCACCAGGUCCUGUCUCCUAGUGACCGCGGCGCGCGCGGGCUCGGCGGCAGCUGCAGGGACGACGGCGUGGCGCGGCGCGGGCAUCCCCGCAGCCCCUCCCCUGGGCGCGCGCGCGACCUGGGCGCCAUGGCGGCGGCGGCGGGCCCGAGGCCUGAGGCCGCGAGUCCGCAGUGGGUGCCACCUGAGCACGACCCGACUGGGGCAGCGGCCGGGCCGGGCGACUGCGAGGACGCACCGGUCCGGCCGCUGUGCAAGCCCCGCGGCAUCUGCUCGCGCGCCUACUUCCUAGUGCUGAUGGUGUUCGUGCACCUGUACCUGGGCAACGUGCUGGCGCUGCUGUUCUUCGUACACUACAGCAACGGCGACGAGAGCAGCGACCCCGGGCCCCAGCGCCUCGCCCCGGGCCCCGGGCCCGUGCCAACCUUGGCUCCCCUCCCCCGGCUCGAGGGCAUCAAGGUGGGGCACGAACGGAAGAUCCAGCUGGUCGCAGACAGGGAUCACUUCAUCCGCACCCUCAGCCUCAAGCCGCUGCUCUUCGAAAUCCCUGGCUUCCUGAGUGACGAGGAGUGUCGGCUCAUCAUCCACCUGGCACAGAUGAAGGGGUUACAACGCAGCCAGAUUCUGCCCACUGAAGAGUACGAGGAGGCAAUGGGCACAAUGCAGGUCAGCCAGCUGGACCUCUUCCAGCUGCUGGACCAGAACCGUGAUGGUCGCCUACAGCUCCGCGAGGUCCUGGCCCAGACUCGCCUGGGAAAUGGACGGUGGAUGACUCCGGAGAACAUUCAGGAGAUGUACUCUGCGAUCAAGGCUGACCCUGAUGGUGAUGGAGUGCUGAGCCUGCAGGAGUUCUCCAACAUGGACCUUCGGGACUUCCACAAGUACAUGAGGAGACACAAGGCAGAGUCCAGCGAGCUGGUGCGGAACAGCCACCACACGUGGCUCUACCAGGGGGAAGGUGCCCAUCAUGUCAUGCGCGCCAUCCGCCAGAGGGUGCUGCGCCUCACCCGCCUGUCACCUGAGAUCGUGGAGCUCAGUGAGCCCCUGCAGGUUGUGCGGUAUGGAGAGGGAGGCCACUACCAUGCCCAUGUGGACAGCGGGCCUGUGUACCCAGAGACCAUCUGCUCCCACACCAAGCUGGUAGCCAAUGAGUCUGUACCCUUCGAGACCUCCUGCCGCUACAUGACAGUGCUGUUUUAUUUGAACAACGUCACCGGUGGGGGAGAGACUGUCUUCCCUGUAGCAGACAACAGGACCUAUGAGGAAAUGAGUCUGAUUCAGGAUGAUGUUGACCUCCGUGACACUCGGAGGCACUGUGAUAAGGGGAACCUGCGUGUCAAGCCCCGGCAGGGCACAGCAGUCUUCUGGUACAACUACCUGCCUGAUGGACAAGGUUGGGUGGGCGAUGUGGAUGACUACUCGCUGCACGGGGGCUGCUUGGUCACACGUGGCAUUAAGUGGAUUGCCAACAACUGGAUCAAUGUGGAUCCCAGCCAGGCGCGGCAGGCGCUGUUCCAACAAGAGAUGGCGCGCCUGGCCCGCGAAGGUGGCGCCGACUCACAGCCAGAGUGGGCCCUGGACCGGGCCUACCGCGACGCGCGCGUGGAACUCUGAGGGAAGUGUCAGCUCUGGCCCCCAGCCGCAGGUCGCCUGCUGCCCAAGGUCGGGGGCCCUGCAGUUCCCCUGUCCAGCUGUAGGCCAAAGGCCUGGCCGAUGUCUUGCCUCAUCCCCGCCUCCAGCCGCGAUUAGGGCACAGUUCCUAUAUUCGUGUUAUUUAUUGUGUACAGACCCAUGCUGCCCCGUCAAAUAAAACCACACAGCUUUGA
Molecule: messenger RNA, 2808 nt
Organism: Hipposideros armiger (great roundleaf bat)
Lineage: Eukaryota; Metazoa; Chordata; Mammalia; Chiroptera; Hipposideridae
Gene: P4HTM
Product: prolyl 4-hydroxylase, transmembrane
Exons: 9
Coding region: 1112-2596 (494 amino acids)
Biological process (GO): peptidyl-proline hydroxylation to 4-hydroxy-L-proline
Cellular component (GO): endoplasmic reticulum
Molecular function (GO): procollagen-proline 4-dioxygenase activity; iron ion binding; L-ascorbic acid binding
Source: RefSeq, a predicted model, not a curated record